Talaromyces atroroseus is the source of this 534-nucleotide messenger RNA. RefSeq lists its product as hypothetical. The record is from RefSeq and is a predicted model, not a curated record. Gene Ontology annotation, molecular function: zinc ion binding. NCBI's taxonomy places the organism in Eukaryota, Fungi, Ascomycota, Eurotiomycetes, Eurotiales, Trichocomaceae. The transcript has 3 exons. The coding region runs from base 1 to 534 and encodes 177 amino acids.
AUGGAACAUCACGGCCAGAACAAUUCGCCACUGGGUUACAACCCUGCUGCUGGGCCCGAACAGGAAAUCACAGCUAUAACCACGGCACCUGUACAGCAAGAAACACUACAUAAAGAAUCCGAGAAAGUCAUAGCAAGCUUAGCACCUGAUUACUUCGAUCCCAUUGCGGCGGUAGAUGUCCUAGCCCUAGCAGCUCCUCCUCUGGUGAUACCUUUGGAACAGCUCAAUGACGCGCCUAAGCUGGUUGACUGCCCCUUUUGUAAAUACCGGGCUAUGACAAAGGUCACUGAAGAAAACUCAACGCAAACUGGCAUCGCCGCGCUUUUUUGUUGCCUCUUCUGCGGUAUCAUCGGUGUCUGUGUGCCGUAUAUAUGUAAAUGGGCUCAGGACUAUCAUCAUUUCUGCACCCACUGCGGUGCCAAGGUUGCCAUUCGACCUAACGAUGGCCCUGUGCAGGUGCAGAAGCCCAGCGGACCAGCUUCAAUGCCCUCUGCUUAUCCAGCAGCACCUUCGGCACCUCCUAAGCCAGCAUAG